Molecule: messenger RNA, 1696 nt
Organism: Gordionus sp. m RMFG-2023
Lineage: Eukaryota; Metazoa; Nematomorpha; Gordioida; Chordodea; Parachordodidae
Product: atrial natriuretic peptide receptor 1-like
Exons: 7
Coding region: 8-1666 (552 amino acids)
Biological process (GO): intracellular signal transduction; cGMP biosynthetic process; receptor guanylyl cyclase signaling pathway
Cellular component (GO): plasma membrane
Molecular function (GO): adenylate cyclase activity; guanylate cyclase activity; peptide receptor activity
Source: RefSeq, a predicted model, not a curated record
GACUAAAAUGUACAAAACGAAAAAUAGUAACUUAACCCAGGCUUUAGAAAACUUUAUGAAACCUAAGGUUGUCAUUACACCACCUAAUACUGGUGAUGAUGCCAAUCGGGAAUGCACUGUUGACAAUAAAAAGAAUGAGAUGUCUAAUUGGAAACUAACUUCGAUGGGGCUUGCCCAAUGGGAUAAAAGGCCUUAUAGCCAAAAAGGAGAUGUCUAUAGUUUUGCAAUUAUCGUGUCUGAAAUAAUAACUAGAAAACCUCCCUUUUAUUAUAAUCUUCUAAGACUUCGUAACAAAGAAAAUGAGAAUGAAAAGGUCAACUUGAAUAGUAAAACAAUCCAAUCCCCACGGUUUCCUCUAUUUGAAGUAAAAAUUCGAAACGAGAGUUCUUACGAUCACGCGGAAACAAAUAAAUGCAAAGUUAGGAGAAAGAAUUUGUUAUAUGGCGACAAAUUUCACCUCAAUCAUACGACGAAUAGAGAUGCCACAUCUUGUUCAGCUAAUGAUGGGAUUAAUUCCAGUCAAGAUUAUCACAGUGAAACACUACAACUUAUCAAACUUAUUCAAAACGAAGACAAACCGAUAUGUAGACCACUGAUCACAUAUCUUGAUAAUCCUGAUGAAAAUGAAACCCAUAAUAUUAGCUCUAUAAAAUCAACCUCGGAUAAUAACUAUACGAUCACCAAAGACAUCAAUAAUAUAAACUAUACAAUCACAGAUAUAAGAAGUUCCAUCUAUUUGUCGCGCAAAAAAGGGCGAUCCGAUUUGUCGAGUUAUGUAAGCCAAAUAACGUGUCCAGAUAAAUAUGUGAUAAAACUCAUGGAUCUAAUGAAGAAUUCUUGGAACGAGGAUCCUAAAUCAAGGCCAUCCUUUUCGCAAAUCUCCAUUGAGUUUAAAGCUAUAUCUAAGCAUAUAGAUUUUAAUAACAUAAUAGAGUCACUGCUAGAAAGAAUGGAACAAUAUGCUAAUAAUUUGGAGAAAAUGGUAGCAGAAAAAACUCAAGCAUUUUUGGAGGAAAAGGAAAAGGGUGACGAAAUAUUAUGUCAAGUAUUACCAAGGGCUAUUGCCGAAAGACUAAAACGUGGUUUGAAAAUUCAACCGGAAGAAUUUGAAAGUGUAACCAUAUAUUUUAAUGAUAUCGUUAAUUUUACUCAACUUUCAGCUACCAGUACGGCUAUGGAGAUUGUAGACUUUUUAAAUGACUUAUAUAGUUGUUUCGACAAUAUAGUUGAAAAAUUUGAUGCCUACAAAGUUGAAACAAUUGGUGAUGCAUAUAUGGUAGCAUCAGGGUUACCAUUGCGGAACGGAAAUAAACAUGUACAGGAGAUCGCGAGAUUAUCAUUACUUAUUUUAAAAACUGUCAAAACGUUUAAAAUUAGGCACCGUCAGAAUGAUUUACUUAAAAUUAGAAUAGGAUUCCACUCAGGACCGUGCGCCGCUGGUAUAGUAGGUCUUAAAAUGCCUAGAUAUUGUUUAUUCGGUGACACAGUUAAUACAGCAUCGAGGAUGGAAUCGAACGGUGAAGCUUUAAAAAUACAUAUUAGUGAAAGUUCAAAAUGCUUACUUGAUAAUUUCCAAAAUUUUAUCAUGGAGGAAAGAGGAAUGGUUGAGAUCAAAGGCAAAGGACCAAUGAAAACGUAUUGGCUGCUAUCAGAAAUAGAAUCAUAAAUAUAAUUUGUGUAAAUAACAAGUUUGGAA